AUGUUCCAUGCUAAGAAACCUUCAAGUAUGAAUGGUUCAUAUGAGAACAGAGCUAUGUGCGUUCAAGGAGAUUCAGGCCUUGUCCUCACCACCGACCCUAAACCGCGUUUGCGUUGGACUGUCGAACUCCACGAGCGUUUUGUCGACGCCGUCGCUCAGCUCGGCGGCCCAGAUAAAGCGACUCCAAAGACGAUUAUGAGAGUUAUGGGUGUGAAGGGUCUUACUCUUUACCACCUAAAGAGCCAUCUUCAGAAAUUCAGGCUUGGAAAGCAGCCGCACAAGGAGUACGGGGAUCACUCCACAAAGGAAGGCUCAAGAGCUUCUGCCAUGGAUAUUCAGCGCAACGUAGCUUCCUCCUCUGGCAUGAUCAGCCGCAACAUGAAUGAGAUGCAAAUGGAAGUCCAGAGAAGGUUGCAUGAACAGCUAGAGGUGCAGAGACAUUUGCAGCUGAGGAUUGAAGCUCAAGGAAAGUACAUGCAAUCUAUAUUGGAGAGAGCUUGCCAAACCUUAGCCGGUGAGAACAUGGCAGCCGCUGUCGCCGCCGGAGGAGGUUACAAGACCAAUUUGGGAAGUACAAGUCUUUCCGCAGCGGUGGGUCCACAACCUCUUCCUCUUAGUUUCCCGCCGUUUCAAGACCUAAACAUUUAUGGAAACACAACCGAACAAGUUCUUGACCAACAUAACUUCCAUCAUCAGAACAUAGAGAAUCAUUACACAGCCAACAAUGCUGCAGACACCAACAUUUACUUGGGGAAGAAGCGACCAAACCCUAGUUAUGGUAACGAUGUAAGGAAAGAACUCUUAAUGUGGUCUGAUCAAGAUCAUGAUCUUUCUGGAAACCAAGCCAUCGAUGACGAGCAUCGGAUUCAGAUACAAAUGGCUACACAUGUUUCCACGGAUUUGGAUUCUCUGUCGGAAAUUUACGAAAGGAAAUCGGGUUUGCCAGGUGAUGAAGGAAAUAACGGUGGUAAAUUUCUGGAAAGGCCAUCACCUCGAAGGUCACCAUUGAGUCCUAUGAUGAACCCUAACAGUGGGUUAAUACAAGGAAGGAAUUCACCAUUUGGGUGAUAAAAUUGUUUAUUUUAAGAUGUGAUGUAUGAGAACGUGAGAAGGAGAUAUAUAUUUUGUUUUAUGAGCUUGACUUAGGUUUAGAGAUGAGGCAUAAAAAAAUACAAACUUUGUUAUGUUUAUCGGAUUAGUUUUGCUCGUGUCUUUAAUUUGUACUGAAAUUAUGUAUCAUUAUUGUUGCUAUAAUAUCUAGGUUCUAUUAUGUACUUAUUCA
This is a messenger RNA of Brassica rapa (field mustard), 1282 nucleotides long. Its product is annotated as myb family transcription factor APL. The record is from RefSeq and is a predicted model, not a curated record. NCBI's taxonomy places the organism in Eukaryota, Viridiplantae, Streptophyta, Magnoliopsida, Brassicales, Brassicaceae. Gene Ontology annotation, molecular function: DNA-binding transcription factor activity; DNA binding.